CGCCAACAAUGGAAGGACUUUGCUCAGUAUAAGGGGUCUUCAAACAGUUUACGAAUUUGUUCCGAUCAUUUUGAAAGACGUUAUAUCAAGAAAAAUACACCACCCAAACGACUAUUAGUAUCAAAUGCUGUUCCAACUUUACUUCCGCCUGAUAAUAUUUUGAAGAUGCCCAAAAAUAUGCCAAAACCUCCUUUGACAAAUUCAACUGCAAAAAAUUUAUUGGUAAACGUCAACAAUGACGAAGUUAUAUUUGAACGUCCGGCUUUGAAAGAUGAAUGUUCGCAUAAUGACAGAGGCAUUACUUUUGAAGUACGCAAGGCUACUGAUACGGAACCAGCUUUAAUUAAUAUUGAAACAAAUAGCUUUGUGAAAAUUUCAUUAAGAGGUAAGAAGUGCUUCUGCUUGCAUUAG
Messenger RNA from Cotesia congregata, 411 nucleotides. The record is from the annotation of a GenBank genome assembly. Lineage: Eukaryota; Metazoa; Arthropoda; Insecta; Hymenoptera; Braconidae.